Zasmidium cellare ATCC 36951 is the source of this 468-nucleotide messenger RNA. RefSeq lists its product as uncharacterized. The coding region runs from base 1 to 468 and encodes 155 amino acids. Lineage: Eukaryota; Fungi; Ascomycota; Dothideomycetes; Mycosphaerellales; Mycosphaerellaceae. The record is from RefSeq and is a predicted model, not a curated record. The transcript has 2 exons.
AUGAAAACUGCUAGUCUUGAACGGUUUUGUGAGCAAGCCAGCCUCUGGGACCACAAUCCCCCAAAGACGGAUGGCUUGGACUACGGUAAUCAACGCAGCAAUGAGGCCGCAUCGCAAUUUAGCACCGAUACAGAUACCGGCGACUGUCAGCCAGAUUACUCGACCGACAAAUCGAGGCGCAGCGAAUGCCAACCGGUGUCGUCAGCAAAUUUUGUCGAAAUCCUCCUCGCACCGAUCAAACACGGCUUAUUCGCCGGUCUAUUUCAAACCACCGGCUUGAGCGCGAUAGUAGACGGGAUGUUUGAUGUUCGCUUCAGCCACGCCAGCCACGCACCACCGGAUUUGAGCACCGUACGGGAACGGCAAGACACCAUCAUCGCAGCAGGAGAGGGCUCGUCGCCUUCGGAUGAUCAAGUUUCCAAGACGUUGCAAGACCGACGCCAGCCGCAGAAUUCCCUUCAGAGCUGA